Molecule: messenger RNA, 2608 nt
Organism: Salmo salar (Atlantic salmon)
Lineage: Eukaryota; Metazoa; Chordata; Actinopteri; Salmoniformes; Salmonidae
Product: claudin-10
Cellular component (GO): bicellular tight junction; membrane
Molecular function (GO): structural molecule activity
Source: RefSeq, a predicted model, not a curated record
CGUGAUUAACGUGAGGCCCUGCCAGCGAACACAACCACUCUUUUGUUCUUUCUCCGUUAUUAGCCCUUCAUUAAUGAAAAGCAUGAAUUACCACCAUAUAGGUCCAUGCAUCACAACAGUGGGUCCAUUCCAAUGUCCCAUCUACUUUGCCAAUAAGCCGAGGGACUCGGUACAAAGAAGACCCUUCUCAUCUUCACUCACCACAAGAAAAUCCAUCAUUCCCCAUGCAACUAAUACCAUCAGAGAGAGCCGUGGAUUUAAGCAUAAUUAUAUGAGGUCAAAGACGUUAUGUUUUAAUUAUAUAAGUGAAGCAGGCGGCACACCUAGCUAAUAACCUACCGCAGCCCGAGGCAAUGUCAACGGACAAUGGAAGCGCUUCAACGGACUCUGAAGUUUUAAUUCCUCAGGUAAUGAGUUCUUAUUGAACUAGUUAAGGUCAGACCAGCACUGUAUUUAAAAUAAUGAUGAUCUUGAGAUGAGGUCAAGUUUGUCCCAUAGCUUUUAGGCCAUACUAGGUCAUGUUUAUGUCCUUCGAAUACAUUUGAUCAGAAUUAGUCAAAUGAAUCAAAAACCCAAGAAAUCAGCUUGGGACAUAGAGAUGGAUGUUUUUGAAACGUGAGAUAAACGCUUAGGUCAACAUUUUUAGCACCCAAACAAGAUUCUGGGAACCUGAGCAGCAUCAGACCCUUAUCCACCCUCAUGCAGUAUGGGAAAAGUGCCAACCAGGUAGAGUGACAAAAUGACUGUCUCCUUAGUCACACUGAGCCCUGCUACCAAGCUGUAUGACUAGGAUGAGCAGGUUUCUUCUACAGCACAACACAGCAGGAGACUCCACUGGACGGUGGCUCCACCAAGGAGACACACCAUUGUAUAGACGAGAGAAAAAGGAAUCGCCAAUAAGUCAGAUCUUGAGAAAAGAAACGCAAGAGAUACAGUCAUAAUAAGGUAACUUGAGGGUUAUCUAGAUAUAGAGCAUAUAGACUGACUUCACACACCGGAGUAUUAGGAUGAAAAUCCGCGUGAUGCAGAUCUGGGGCUUCCUGAUGACAGUGCUGGGCUGGAUCUUUGUGGCAUGCACCAUGGCCAUGGAGGGCUGGAAGGUCACGUCUAUCGGGGGCAUGGGCGGCUCGGCUGUCAUCAAGGUGGCCUGGUACUGGUCUAACCUGUGGAAGGCCUGCUUCACCGACUCCACUUCUGUCACCAACUGCCAAGACUUCCCUGUGCUCUGGUCCGUGGACAACCACAUCCAGAUUGUGAGGGGCCUGCUGAUGGGUGCUCUGUCUGUGGGGAUGCUGGGGUUCGUACUCAGUCUCAUUGGGAUGGAGUGCACCUUCCUCGGGGGCAAGGACAAGGCGAAGCACAGGAAGCUCUUCACUGGAGGAGUCUGUCACAUCAUCAGCGGUAAACAUAUUCUUUCAGGUGACUUCUCCCUCUGUGAAAGCAACCUGGUCGACGCACGCUGUAGCAGAUUGAGAGUAGCUGACUGUCUCACUUCGUCUUAUGCAGGCUUUCUGGCUGCGUCGGGGUAUGCUGUCUACGCAAAAUACGUCUCCGGGGAAUACUUCAACCCCUAUUUUGACGGAUUAAAGUUUGACCUGGGGACUCCUCUGUUUCUUGGCUGGGUGGGAUCAGCUUUCCAUAUGACAGGGGGUUGGUUCUACUUGGUCUCUGUGUGCAAACUGCUCUGUGGGGACAAGAGCAAAACUAUAGUCAUCCCUGAACUUCCCGAGGUUGAGAGGGACCAGGCCAAGUCCACCACAGCACAGUACCCAGUGUCCCCGAUCACCUCCAAGAUCAUGGUUUCAUCUGCAUCUAAGAUUUCUUCCAAAGCUGCACACUCAGAUGUGUCCGCCAUCUCCUCAAAGUCUGGUCAGUCCGGUCGUGCGUCCAAAUCAGAGCGGUCUGGGCGGUCCUCGAAAUCCGUGCAGUCCUCGAAAUCUGCCGGUGGGUCUUUCACGUCUGGUCGUUCAUCGAGGUCGAGGUCUCAUGGGUCAGUAGACUCUGAGGUGAGCAGCGGCAGCAGUAGUACAGUGUCCUCUUUAUCCAGUGGGUCAAGGAGGAGAGAGAGAAAACCGUUUAUCAAGAACUCCUACAUAUGACCUGGUUCUGUGCAUAGUAUGUGUGAUUUUGACUGGACCGAACUGAAGUAACAGUUGUAUAUACUGUAUAUGAUGAUUAGGUCUGUCAGAGUUAAUCCGUUAACGUUUUGGAAUUUUAGUGAACUGUUUUUUUUAAAUCGGGAUUAAUCACAUUGUCUGAAAGCUUUCAAAAUACAGUGAGAACAUCCAAAGUACAUCAUUUACACAGCUAAAAACAACAAUUCGAUGUCAAAACACGUUAACAAUGAGGUUAAAUUAAGUGUGCUUUAUCAAUUUACCUGAUUUGCUAUCCGUUACUUUGGACAACUCAAUUUGAGCAAAUUCUGAAUUUGCGAUGAAUCGCGAUCAAUCACAACAAAUCCUUUGAUUAACUCGGUUAAAUGUUUGAAUCGUAUGACGGCCCAAUGAUGAUCCAAUUGUGAAUCUGUAUGUGGGGGAAAGUCUCUGUAUCUAAUGGCCUUUUUAUCCUGGGAGUGUUUCACGAUCAUCAAAUAAACUGCUUCAUCACA